Molecule: messenger RNA, 3330 nt
Organism: Exaiptasia diaphana
Lineage: Eukaryota; Metazoa; Cnidaria; Anthozoa; Actiniaria; Aiptasiidae
Product: kinesin-II 95 kDa subunit
Exons: 24
Coding region: 1-2163 (720 amino acids)
Biological process (GO): microtubule-based movement
Molecular function (GO): ATP binding; microtubule binding; microtubule motor activity
Source: RefSeq, a predicted model, not a curated record
AUGAAGAGUUCUGAGGGUACGAGUAUCAAGGUUGCAGUUCGCUGUCGACCUUUUAGUGAAAAUGAAAAGGCYAAAACAGCCACUCGCGUUGUGAAGAUGAGCGGAGAAAAGAUUAUUGUUCACAAUCCUCUACCUGGCUCAUCAACCAAGGAGCAUUCAUUCACGUUUGACCACAGUUACUUUUGGGAUGCAAAAACAGAGCAACUUUAYCAUGAUCUUGGAACACCUCUUCUUAGAAGUGCAUUGAAUGGUUACAAUGUCACGUUACUGGCUUAUGGCCAGAUUGGUACUGGUAAAACAUUUAGCAUUAAGGGAUCAGAGGAAGAGCCUGGUAUUGCUCCAUUGCUCAACCAAGAUUUGUUCAAACACAUUGAUGAAGCUCCCCCAAACAAAAAGUUCUUUGUUACUGUUUCAUAUUAUGAGAUAUACCAGGAGUCCAUCAAYGAUCUUCUGAAUCCAAGUGGUUAUGAACUGAGAGUGAGACAUUGUUGUUUUUCUAAUCGUUACUUUAUCAGAUACGUAGAAGGCUUGGCUGAGCUUGUCGUUCAGAAUGCAGAUGACAUUGCAAGAUUGUAUGAACAGGGAAACAGAGUGAAAAAACUUGCUUCUAAUGACAAAAGUCCUAAUGCUUCAAGAUCAAGCAGUAUAUUUACAAUAAGUGUAGAGCAAAGACAUACUGACAAUGGCUCACCUGGAACAGGAAUACGUUCUAAGAUAAUAUUGGCAGAUAUGGCUGGUUCAGAGAGGUCCGAUGGUGCCGAGAUAUCCGUCAAGCAGGGUGCAGUGUUCUUCAACAAAGGAGUUAAUGCAUUUAAUGCAGUUGUCAGCAGUUUGGCAGCGAGCAGUAGAAAAGAAGGCCACAUUCCUUACAGGGAUUCCAAAAUCACCAGAAUUCUACAGGAUUCCCUUGGUGGAACUUCACUUACAACGAUGCUAGUAACUGUAUCGCCUGCUGACGCAGAUUUUGAAGAGACAUUGGCCAGUCUGCAAUGUGGGAAUAAAGUCAAAAGCAUAAGAAACAUGACCAAAACAAAUGAAAUUGAAAAUAUCAAAAUCAUCAAAGACUUAAGAGAGGAGAUUACAAGGCUAAGAGAAAAGCUGUCUAAAAYUGGUGUAACAAGUGGUCCGAAUAAAGACGAUGUCAAUCAAAUGGAGGAGUUGAUCAAAGAUUUGCAAACAGCAAAACGGCAAACAUGGGAAGAAAAAGAGAGACUUUCUGAAAACUAUGAUGAAGAAAGAAGAUUAAACUUGGCAAAUAAGGGAAUUCUUGACUGGGUGAUGGACACAAUGAAGAGAGACAACAAAGARGUUCAAGAACGACUAAUGGUCCUUCAGAAGGAAAAAGAUGAGUUAACCACAGAAUUCAAAGAAAAGCGAAAGCUUGUGGAUGAACUUAAGGACGACCUUCAAAAUAAAAUCACGGAGUACUCGAAACUCACGGAGUCUGGCAAAGGGAGCGAAGACGAAUUAAAAACAAUGGUGUCCACCAUCCACAACAUCAAAGAAAAGCUCAAAGGAGAAAAUGACGAGCUGAAAAAGAUYAAACACAAACUGAAAGAAAUYCAGGAAAAACAAAAAGCAGAGAAAGAGGAAGUAAAAACCCAAACUUCGUUCAUGAAAGGCAACUCUGAGCUGCGCCAUAAACUAGAGACCGAGCAACGUGAAAGAGUCGAGAAAGAAAAUGCUCAAACAUUGGCUGAUGAAAUAGAUAGGAUUAAACUGGAAAUCGAACAAGAAAAAGCUGAAUUAAAGCUAAAGGCAGCUGAGGGCGCUCAGUACACCGCUGACCAGGCCAUCAAGCUGGAGAUGGAAAUAGUGGAACUCAAGGCUGAAAGAUCCAUCAUGUCCAUGAGGAUCUCUGCUUUAGAAAAUGAUAAAAAGAAGCUCAAAGCAAACUUAGAAGAAGCCUACAAAAAUCAUAAAGAAGAAAUGGAGAUCCAGCAGCUUCAGCACUUCCAGACGUUCAGAAACUAUCGCGAGGUUUUUGAAGAACAAAAGGCAGGGAUUGAGCAGCGUUAUCGUACACUGCUGGAAGAGGCAAUACAAGAUGCCGUGUUUUUAUCGACGCGGAACCAAGAACUUAUGCAGGAGAACCAGUCUCUGCAGCAAGAAUUAGACGAAAUGAAAGAUCAAAUGUCACUUAGAGGGAACGUCGAAGAUUAAGAAAACGCAAUUUCGCACUUGUACAUACACAUACAAACAUACAUUCAUUGAAAUUAACGUUGUCUGCGUCACAGAAUGGUGACGUCAUCAAAGAUUACACUGACGGAGAUUCAGAAACUACUCAAAAAGUCAAAUCCAUGUUACAUAGAGCGGAUUUCGUAUGAGUGGGACACCGUUACCGUAUGGUUACCGCACAGUUACCGCACCUGGCCUGCACAAUUUUGGUGAACCAAUGGGGCACUAGAAUUUGGUUACAGUACGAUUACGGUCACAGUACAGUACCGUCCGUUUCCCACUCAUACGAAAUUCGCUCUAUAGCAUAACUACCGAUGUUCGUCGGAUCUCUUAGGGGUAAAAAUUUGUGAUUGGGAAUCUUUUAUAGAGGCAAUUUGGAGUUUCUGGAAAUUUGCAUUUUCUGCAAUCCCUUAGCGUGUCGGAAAAGAAGAAAAAGAGCGCAUCGAUAUUACUUUUUCUCCCCGUUUUGUUUUGUCAUUAAAUAUUUUGUACAUUUUAUCAUUUGAACUGAUUUAAUUUAACAUUAUUUGUUGUGCAAUCUCUUAGGGGUUAAAAAUUAGUCAGCCACGCCCUUUUUUACAAGACUUCCGGGAUCUUUUAGAGGGCUUUUUGAGAAUUUCCGACGAGCAUCCCCGGUACUUUUACCCCGGAGGCCCCCCCCACCCGGGAGAAGGCCAUCAUAUUCAGUACAGGCGAUCUUUUGAAUCGGAGAUACUGUUAUACUCUUAAUAUUUGCUUUCCGAAGCUCCCUUACGGUCUUAGCUUUCAUGAUGUACAUGUAGCCUUUCGUAAACUGACUUUUUUUUCACUUAGGUGACUAUAAGUCCACUAAACGUACCUAUAAUUGUGACAACCCAGUUGUUUAUAAUGUACGYGGGGCUUGUGCAAACAAUGUGGUGUGUUGUGAAAAUGAACCUUUUCUAUUGUAAAUACAGUUCAUAUUUCUGUUUUAUUUAUACCAUUGAUUUAACACUAGCCAUUAACCAUAAGUCAAGCAGAUAGAAAACAUAAUGUGAAUUUAUACAAGUAGAGAAUUUGUAGAUCUUGAAUAAAAGACUGUAUUGAUACAAAGCCGCGGUGCUACAUCGUAAUAAAAAAAAUGACAAUAAUUGAGAAAAUACGAAAACAAACAAAAAAUAAACACAAAAAACA